AUGACAAGUCUUUACUCAACUGUCGAUGAAGUUAUGGGUAAAACACCGACUGACUUUGGAAGUCUCGAGCAGGAAAAAAGUAUAGUUUACAACUGUUGGUAUCUAAUGGAUAUGGAUAUUGAUAUACAAGUUCUCGCACGACACUUUGAUUUGAUCCUUAAUUCCCAACCGAACGCAUUAAGAGAUGAUUUAUUAGAAAUAGGAGCAGGUGGAGUCUGUGAAAAGGCGUAUUUAUGGAGGUAA
Messenger RNA from Paraglomus occultum, 243 nucleotides. Lineage: Eukaryota; Fungi; Glomeromycota; Glomeromycetes; Paraglomerales; Paraglomeraceae. The record is from the annotation of a GenBank genome assembly.